This is a messenger RNA of Cuscuta campestris, 792 nucleotides long. The record is from the annotation of a GenBank genome assembly. NCBI's taxonomy places the organism in Eukaryota, Viridiplantae, Streptophyta, Magnoliopsida, Solanales, Convolvulaceae.
CGGCUCCUCAUCUUCUAUCUACCUACGAUCAAUUGAGUUUCUCUUCUAAUGAUGGAACAAGAAGAUAAAGAACAUACCUCAGAAAGGGUUGAGGAAACAGAUUCGGGUAUAGAGAUUGUACCAUCAUUGAUUGAAGAGCCCAAGUCUCCCACUUCACCGUCCCUCCGUCGCCACUCACCCGGGAACAUGUAUCGACGCCCGCCGAUCCGUCUCUAUCAAUCCAUUCUCAAACGCAGUUUCCGGAAAUUCGCAAACCCUAGAUCUACAUUUCCGCCCGAACAACCCCUAAUUUCAGGGCCGAACACACUGUUGGAACCCCCCGGGAGAAGCCUUCUCCGCCGCCUUCAUCCGGCGAGUGCGAAGGUUCUGCCCGAUCUACGGCUGUACAGCGCCGACGCAGACAGAGUAGUGGAUGAGAUCAACCUCAAGUUCGCAGAAGCAAGGGAGGAGAUAGAGUCGGCGAUGGAGUCGAAAGAAACUCUCUACUUCGACGAGGAAGCCGAGUGCGCGCGCAAAGCUGUGAAUGAAGUUCUGGAGCUGUACGAAGGGCUGCUGCAGAAGCUGCCUGAGAAAGAAAGAGAGGCUAUACAGAGAUCCAUGGGGCUCAAGAUUGAACAGCUAAAAGCCGAGCUUGAGCAAUUGAAUGAAUGAUUUAUUUUACAGUUUGCCUUUUUCUGUUUUGUUUAGUUUUAAUUUUCCAUUGGUCGAUCCAUGGUGAAUUUCGCAGAUUGUUGUUUAACAGCUCUUUUAUUUGUUUUACUGGGUAAUUUUUACUGCAGAAUCGGAAUGUUU